Molecule: messenger RNA, 5025 nt
Organism: Adineta ricciae
Lineage: Eukaryota; Metazoa; Rotifera; Eurotatoria; Adinetida; Adinetidae
Source: the annotation of a GenBank genome assembly
AUGGCUGGACAAUUGCCAAUCAAAUUUCAAGAGCAUUUACAACUUCAAAAUGUCGGUAUCAAUGUUGCGAACAUCGGCUUCAGUUCCUUAACAAUGGAGUCCGACAAGUUCAUUUGCAUACGAGAGAAAGUUAAUGAUACAGCCUUUGUAAUUAUAAUCGAUAUGGCUGAUACUAGUAAUCCAAUCAAACGGCCAAUUACUGCGGAUUCAGCCAUUAUGCAUCCAACAAGUAAAGUGAUUGCAUUAAAAGCUGGUAAAACCCUCCAAAUAUUCAACAUUGAACUGCGUAGUCGCAUGAAAACAUUCAAUAUGACUGAGGACUGUAUUUUUUGGAAAUGGGUCAGUGUGAACACUAUCGGUAUCGUGACAGAAACAUCCGUGUAUCACUGGUCAAUGGAGGGUGAAAGUCAACCGGUGAAAAUGUUCGAUCGUCAUCAAACUUUACAAGGUUGUCAAAUAAUUAACUAUCGAACAGAUGAAUCAUUGCAAUGGUUACUUAUCAUCGGAAUCCAAGCGCAAGAUAGUCGAGUGGUUGGCCGUAUGCAACUUUACUCGGUCGAACGAAAAGUUUCCCAACCGAUAGAAGGUCAUGCCGCUGCAUUUACACAAUUUAAACUCGAUGGAAAUAAACAACCAUCAACACUUUUUUCAUUUGGCGUUCGAGGACCUCAAGGAGGAAAACUUCAUAUUAUUGAAGUUGGCACACCAGCACCAGAUAAUCAACCAUUUCAAAAGAAAGCCAUUGAUGUUCAAUUUCCAGCGGAAGCACCUAAUGAUUUUCCUGUUGCUAUGCAAACGUCAUCGAAGCAUGGUGUUAUCUAUCUAGUGACAAAAUACGGUUACAUUCAUAUGUUCGAGAUCGAAACGGGUACAUUGAUUUAUAUGAAUCGUAUUAGUGCAGAUACGAUGUUCGUCACUGCACCACAUGAAACAUCAUCUGGUAUUAUUGCUGUUAAUCGUAAAGGACAAGUUCUUUCGGUUAGCAUUGAUGAAGACAAUGUUGUUUCGUAUAUACAAAAUACUUUGGGCAAUGCGGAACUUGCUUAUAAAAUGUCAGCAAGAUGUAAUUUACCAGGUGCUGAUCAACUAUUUUUGGCUCGAUUCGCUCAAUUAUUUCAAAGUGGAAAUUUCGCUGAAGCUGCUAAAGUUGCUGCAACUGCACCAAGAGGAAUACUUCGAACUCAACAAACCAUUCAACAAUUCCAGACAGUUCCUGCCCAACCCGGUCAGCCAUCUCCAUUACUUCAAUACUUUAGUAUCCUAUUAGAAUCGAGUAAACUAAACAAAGAAGAAUCGAUCGAAUUAUGUAAACCAGUUGUCAUGCAAGGAAAGAAACAACUGAUUGAAAAAUGGUUAAAAGAAGAUAAACUUGAAUGCAGCGAACUAUUAGGUGAUUUAGUGAAAACUAUUGACCCAACAUUGGCUCUAUCCGUCUAUCUACGCGCUAAUGUUCCUAUGAAAGUUAUACAAUGUUUCGCCGAAACAGGUCAAUACCAAAAGAUUGUACUCUAUGCUAAGAAAGUUAAUUUUCAACCGGAUUAUAUCUAUCUUCUACGAAGUAUCAUGCGCAUAAAUCCAGAACAAGGUGUUCAAUUCGCACAAUUACUCGUUCAAGAUAGUGAACCCUUGGCUGAUUUAACUCAAGUUGUCGAUGUCUUUCUCGAGCAAAAUCUUGUUCAACAAUGUACCGCAUUCUUACUCGAAGCAUUGAAAAACAAUCGAGAAGAUCAAGGACACUUACAAACACGUCUCUUAGAAAUGAAUCUAAUGCAAGCACCACAAGUGGCUGAUGCGAUCUUGGGUAAUAACAUGUUUACACACUAUGAUCGACCACAUAUCGCUCAAUUGUGCGAAAAAGCUGGUUUACUUCAACGAGCACUUGAGCAUUACACUGAUUUGUACGAUAUCAAACGUGCCGUUGUGCACACACAUUUACUUAAUCCUGAUUGGCUUGUUAACUAUUUUGGUCGAUUAUCCGUCGACGACUGUUUGGAAUGUUUAAAAGCAAUGCUCCAAGCAAAUAUUCGCCAAAAUUUACAAGUCGUUGUUCAAAUUGCCACGAAAUAUCAUGAACAACUCGGAACAGCCAAACUUAUCGAAAUGUUUGAAUCAUUCAAAAGUUAUGAAGGUCUUUUCUAUUUUCUUGGCUCAAUUGUGAAUUUCAGUCAAGAGCAGGAUGUCCAUUUUAAAUAUAUUCAAGCUGCAUGCAAAACAGGUCAAAUCAAAGAAGUCGAACGUAUUUGCCGUGAAUCAAACUGUUUCGAUCCGGAACGUGUAAAGAAUUUUCUCAAAGAAGCUAAACUAACGGAUCAAUUACCGCUGAUUAUCGUCUGUGAUCGAUUCAAUUUCGUGCAUGAUCUUGUUCUUUAUUUAUACCGAAAUAAUCUUAUGAAAAAUAUCGAAAUCUAUGUUCAACGAGUGAAUUCAGGACGUUUGCCAGUUGUCGUUGGCGGUUUGCUCGAUGUGGAUUGUAGUGAAGAUCAAAUCAAACAAUUAAUUCUAUCCGUUCGAGGCAAUUUCAACGUUGACGAACUGGUCGAAGAAGUGGAAAAACGAAAUCGUAUGAAACUAUUGUUACCAUGGCUCGAAACUCGUGUUCAUGAUGGUAGCAACGAUCCGGGCGUUCAUAAUGCAUUAGCUAAAAUCUACAUUGACUCCAAUAGCAAUCCGGAAAAAUUCCUACGUGAUAAUCCUCAUUAUGAUAGCCGUGUUGUUGGAAAAUAUUGCGAAAAACGUGAUCCACAUCUAGCAUGUGUUGCAUAUGAACGUGGUGGUUGUGAUAUGGAAUUAAUUAAUGUUUGUAAUGAAAAUUCAUUAUUUAAAAGCGAAGCACGUUAUUUGGUCCGUCGAAAAGAUCCGGCCCUUUGGGAACAUGUUCUACGUGAGGAUAAUCAAUAUCGGCGACCACUGAUUGAUCAGGUCAUUCAAACAGCUUUGACUGAAACUCAAGAUCCGGAAGAGAUCUCAGUGACAGUGAAAGCCUUCAUGACUGCUGAUUUACCAAACAAUUUGAUCGAAUUAUUAGAAAAAAUCGUUCUCGACAAUUCUGUCUUCAGCGAACAUCGCAAUUUACAAAAUCUACUUAUUUUAACUGCGAUCAAAGCAGAUCGUACACGUGUGAUGGAUUAUAUCAAUCGUUUAGAAAAUUACGAUGCACCAGAUAUCGCCAACAUUGCUAUUAGCAAUCAGUUAUACGAAGAAGCGUUCUCGAUUUACAAGAAAUUCGAAGUUAAUACUUCAGCUAUUCAGGUACUUAUUGAUCAUAUCAAAAACUUGGAUCGUGCCUACGAAUUUGCUGAACGUUGCAACGAACCUGGCGUGUGGAGCUUAUUAGCUAAUGCUCAGAUACGACAAGGUCUUGUUAAAGAAGCAAUUGAUUCAUUCAUUAAAGCGGAUGAUCCAACAUCAUACUUGGAAGUCGUCAAUGUUGCUACUCAAAAUCAAAGUUGGGAAGAUUUGGUUCGCUACCUACAAAUGGCUCGUAAGAAGGCUCGUGAAACAUUUGUUGAAACUGAAUUAGCAUUUGCCUAUGCUAAAACCAAUCGAUUGGCUGAAUUGGAGGAAUUUAUUACUGCGCCAAAUCAUGCACAAAUCCAAGCGGUUGGUGAUCGUUGUUUCGAUCAAGGACUGUACGAAGCUGCUAAACUUCUCUACAAUAAUAUCUCGAACUAUGCCAAAUUAGCUGUUACACUAUGUUUUCUGGGUGAUUAUCAAGGCGCUGUCGAUAGUGCACGUAAAGCCAAUUCAACGAAAACAUGGAAAGAGAUCUGCUUCGCUUGUAUUGACCGACAAGAAUUUCGUCUUGCUCAAAUCUGUGGUAUUCAAAUUGUUGUUCAAGCUGAAGAACUCGAAGAAUUAAUUAACUAUUAUCUAAAUCGUGGUUAUUUUGAAGAAUUAAUUCAACUUCUCGAAGCAGCUCUUGGUCAUGAACGUGCACACAUCGGCAUGUUUACUGAAUUGGCCAUCCUAUACUCGAAAUAUAAACCACAAAAGAUGCGCGAACAUUUAGAAUUAUUUUGGUCACGUGUUCGAAAACCAAAGGUACUUCGUGCAUGUGAACAAGCUCAUCUUUGGUCGGAAUUGGUAUUUCUCUACGACAAAUAUGAAGAAUAUGAUAAUGCUGUGUUAACCAUGAUGGCUCAUCCAACAGAAGCAUGGCGUGAAAAUCAUUUCAAGGAUAUUAUUAGUAAAGUAGCCAAUAUUGAAUUAUAUUACAAAGCGAUCGAUUUCUAUUUGGAAUAUAAACCAAUGUUAUUAAAUGAUUUACUUUUAAUCUUAUCUCCACGUCUUGAUCAUACACGUGCUGUCAAUUACUUCCUUAAAAUCAAACAAUUACCAUUGGUUAAACCAUACUUACGUUCAGUACAGAAUAUAAACAAUAAAGCCAUCAAUGAAGCUUUGAAUAAUCUUUUGAUCGAAGAAGAAGACUAUCAAGGUUUACGAAGUUCAAUUGAUGCCUAUGACAAUUUCGAUAACAUCUCAUUAGCACAACGACUUGAAAAACAUGAAUUAACUGAAUUUCGACGUAUAUCUGCUUAUCUUUACAAAGGAAAUAACCGAUGGAAACAAGCUGUGGAAUUAUGUAAAAAGGAUCGUUUAUACAAAGAUUCAAUGACUUAUGCUGCUGAGUCUCGUCAAGUUGAUAUAGCUGAAGAUCUGAUCUCAUGGUUUCUCACUGAGAAAUUAUUUGAAUGUUUCGGUGCAUGUCUCUUUCAAUGUUAUGAUCUGUUACGACCUGAUGUGAUACUCGAACUCGCUUGGCGUCAUGAUAUCAUGGAUUUUGCUAUGCCAUACAUGAUUCAAGUUAUGCGAGAAUAUAUUUCUAAGGUGGAUAAACUCGAACAAUCGGACCAAGUUCGUACAGAAAUCGAAGAAACAAACAAUUCGAAACCCAUCGAUUUCAGUGCACAAGGACCAUUGAUGAUCACUGGACCUGGUAUGGGUAUCUAUCCACCCGCAGGAGCUUAUGGUGCUGGUGUCGUAUAUCCACCAUACGGUGGUGCACCUGGUUAUCCAGGAUAUUGA